This is a messenger RNA of Coregonus sp. 'balchen', 28456 nucleotides long. Lineage: Eukaryota; Metazoa; Chordata; Actinopteri; Salmoniformes; Salmonidae. The record is from the annotation of a GenBank genome assembly.
AUGGACUGCCCCGCUGAUCAUAAUGUCAUGGUGUGUGAUUCAGCGUCGGUGCAGACUGUCCACCUGCGGACCCCCAGAGAGAACACGGUGGGGAAGGUGAUGGAGUCCUGUCUUAGGAUGCUGGGAAUGAUUGAGGACAAGGACCUCUUCAGCCUCACAGACAAACCAGGUCUGCGUUAACCACUCAAAGUAUGAAUGAUGGAAUUACUGACUGACAGACUGACUGACUGGCUGACUGACUGGCUGAGACUGACUGGCUGGCUGACUGGCUGAGGCUGACUGGCUGAGGCUGACUGGCUGACUGACUGGCUGAGACUAACUGGCUGGCUGAGACUGACUGGCUGACUGACUGAGGCUGACAGACUGGUUGACUGACUGGCUGACUGGCUGACUAAAUGGCUGGCUGACUGGCUGAGACUGACUGGCUGGCUGACUGGCUGAGACUGACUGGCUGGCUGACUGGCUAAAUGGCUGGCUGACUGGCUGAGACUGACUGGCUGACUGACUGGCUGAGACUAACUGGCUGGCUGAGACUGACUGGCUGACUGACUGAGGCUGACAGACUGGUUGACUGACUGGCUGACUGGCUGACUAAAUGGCUGGCUGACUGGCUGAGACUGACUGGCUGGCUGACUGGCUAAAUGGCUGGCUGACUGGCUGAGACUGACUGGCUGACUGACUGGCUGAGACUAACUGGCUGGCUGAGACUGACUGGCUGACUGACUGGCUAACUGGCUGAGACUGACUGGCUGAAUGGCUGAGACUGACUGGCUGGCUGACUGACUGGCUAAAUGGCUGGCUGACUGGCUGAGACUGACUGGCUGACUGACUGGCUAAAUGGCUGGCUGACUGGCUGAGACUGACUGGCUGGCUGACUGGCUAAAUGGCUGGCUGACUGGCUGAGACUGACUGGCUGACUGACUGGCUGAGACUAACUGGCUGGCUGAGACUGACUGGCUGACUGACUGGCUGAGACUGACUGGCUGACUGACUGGCUGACUGGCUGAGACUGACUGGCUGACUGACUAAAUGGCUGGCUGACUGGUGACUGAUGGCUGAUGACUGGCUAGAUGGCUGUACUGGGACUGACUGGCUGGUGAACUAGUAAUGGCUGGGACGCUGAGACGUGACUGGCUGACUGACUGGCUGAGACUAACUGGCUGGGCUGAGACUGACUGGCGAUGCUGGCUGAGACUGACUGGUGGAUUGACUGGCUGACUGGCUAGACUGACUGGCUGAUGACUAAAUGGUGCUGACUGCUGAAUACUGACUUGUGAGAUGCGGCUGGAUUGACAGACUGCUACAGACUGGCUGACUGGUAGACUGCAAAAUUGAUUGCUGAGGCCUGAAAGGCUGACUGGGGUCUGACUGGCUGACUGGCUGACUGUAGACAAAGAUUUAUUCAGCCUAACUGAAACCAGGUUCGGACUCUACUUUAUGUGACUUGACUUGUAGUAAAGGCAGAGGGUUACGCUAGUAAGGUUAAAGGUUAGGUUACUAGGGUUACGCUAGUAAGGUUAAAGGUUAGGUUACUAGGGUUACGUUAGUAAGGUUAGGUUACUAGGGUUACGCUAGUAAGGUUAAAGGUUAGGUUACUAGGGUUACGCUAUUAAGGUUAGGUUACUAGGGUUACGCUAGCAAACAUUGACAACGACUAUAGGAGUUGGCAAGACAGUACAAACAGAUCUGGGACCAGACUACUUCUUGAGUAGGGUUGUGCCAUACUAUAUAAUCUAAUGGCCAUAUAAUUGAUUGGUGACAAUGAAUAAUGUUUAUAUCUGUGCUUUGAAGGUUCGUCAGUGGAGCUGUCACCAGACCAACAGAUCAUUGACUUAGCAAGCUCAGACAACAAACAUCUAGAGUUGUACCUGUGCAAAAAGGUAAGCCUUGCAUACCAUUGUCACGUACAAUUUACAGUCAUCCAAGUCACAGACAACAGUUUGUUCUUGUGCUUAACAGAACAGUUGUGCUCUAGUCACAUACAACAUCUUAUUAUUUACAAUGUAGAGUGUUGCUCUAGUCACAGACUGCUUGUUCUAGUGAAACAGAACAGAACAGCAGUAGAUCAGUAGUCUAUAGUGUCAGACAGAACAGCAGUAGAUCAGUAGUCUAUAGUGACAGACAGAACAGCAGUAGAUCAGUAGUCUAUAGUGUCAGACAGAACAGCAGUAGAUCAGUAGUCUAUAGUGUCAGACAGAACAGCAGUAGAUCAGUAGUCUAUAGUGUUAGACAGAACAGCAGUAGAUCAGUAGUCUAUAGUGUCAGACAGAACAGAACAGCAGUAGAUCAGUAGUCUAUAGUGUCAGACAGAACAGCAGUAGAUCAGUAGUCUAUAGUGACAGACAGAACAGCAGUAGAUCAGUAGUCUAUAGUGUCAGACAGAACAGCAGUAGAUCAGUAGUCUAUAGUGUCAGACAGAACAGAACAGCAGUAGAUCAGUAGUCUAUAGUGUUAGACAGAACAGCAGUAGAUCAGUAGUCUAUAGUGUCAGACAGAACAGCAGUAGAUCAGUAGUCUAUAGUGUCAGACAGAACAGCAGUAGAUCAGUAGUCUAUAGUGACAGACAGAACAGCAGUAGAUCAGUAGUCUAUAGUGUCAGACAGAACAGCAGUAGAUCAGUAGUCUAUAGUGACAGACAGAACAGCAGUAGAUCAGUAGUCUAUAGUGUCAGACAGAACAGCAGUAGAUCAGUAGUCUAUAGUGUCAGACAGAACAGAACAGCAGUAGAUCAGUAGUCUAUAGUGUUAGACAGAACAGCAGUAGAUCAGUAGUCUAUAGUGACAGACAGAACAGCAGUAGAUCAGUAGUCUAUAGUGUUAGACAGAACAGAACAGCAGUAGAUCAGUAGUCUAUAGUGUUAGACAGAACAUAACAGCAGUAGAUCAGUAGUCUAUAGUGUCAGACAGAACAGAACAGCAGUAGAUCAGUAGUCUAUAGUGUUAGACAGAACAUAACAGCAGUAGAUCAGUAGUCUAUAGUGUCAGACAGAACAGAACAGCAGUAGAUCAGUAGUCUAUAGUGUUAGACAGAACAGAACAGCAGUAGAUCAGUAGUCUAUAGUGUCAGACAGAACAGAACAGCAGUAGAUCAGUAGUCUAUAGUGUUAGACAGAACAGAACAGCAGUAGAUCAGUAGUCUAUAGUGUUAGACAGAACAGAACAGCAGUAGAUCAGUAGUCUAUAGUGACAGACAGAACAGAACAGCAGUAGAUCAGUAGUCUAUAGUGUUAGACAGAACAGAACAGCAGUAGAUCAGUAGUCUAUAGUGUUACACAGAACAGAACAGCAGUAGAUCAGUAGUCUAUAGUGUUAGACAGAACAGCAGUAGAUCAGUAGUCUAUAGUGACAGACAGAACAGAACAGUAGUAGAUCAGUAGUCUAUAGUGUCAGAAAGAACAGCAGUAGAUCAGUAGUCUAUAGUGACAGACAGAACAGCAGUAGAUCAGUAGUCUAUAGUGUCAGACAGAACAGCAGUAGAUCAGUAGUCUAUAGUGACAGACAGAACAGCAGUAGAUCAGUAGUCUAUAGUGUCAGACAGAACAGCAGUAGAUCAGUAGUCUAUAGUGACAGAAAGAACAGCAGUAGAUCAGUAGUCUAUAGUGUUAGACAGAACAGCAGUAGAUCAGUAGUCUAUAGUGUUAGACAGAACAGAACAGCAGUAGAUCAGUAGUCUAUAGUGUUAGACAGAACAGCAGUAGAUCAGUAGUCUAUAGUGUUAGACAGAACAGAACAGCAGUAGAUCAGUAGUCUAUAGUGUUAGACAGAACAGAACAGCAGUAGAUCAGUAGUCUAUAGUGUCAGACAGAACAGCAGUAGAUCAGUAGUCUAUAGUGUUAGACAGAACAGAACAGCAGUAGAUCAGUAGUCUAUAGUGACAGACAGAACAGCAGUAGAUCAGUAGUCUAUAGUGACAGACAGAACAGCAGUAGAUCAGUAGUCUAUAGUGUUAGACAGAACAGAACAGCAGUAGAUCAGUAGUCUAUAGUGUUAGACAGAACAGAACAGCAGUAGAUCAGUAGUCUAUAGUGUCAGACAGAACAGAACAGCAGUAGAUCAGUAGUCUAUAGUGUUAGACAGAACAGCAGUAGAUCAGUAGUCUAUAGUGUUAGACAGAACAGAACAGCAGUAGAUCAGUAGUCUAUAGUGUUAGACAGAACAGAACAGCAGUAGAUCAGUAGUCUAUAGUGUUAGACAGAACAGAACAGCAGUAGAUCAGUAGUCUAUAGUGUUAGACAGAACAGAACAGCAGUAGAUCAGUAGUCUAUAGUGUUAGACAGAACAGAACAGCAGUAGAUCAGUAGUCUAUAGUGUUAGACAGAACAGCAGUAGAUCAGUAGUCUAUAGUGUCAGACAGAACAGAACAGCAGUAGAUCAGUAGUCUAUAUAGUUAAACAGAACAGCAGUAGAUCAGUAGUCUAUAGUGUUAGACAGAACAGAACAGCAGUAGAUCAGUAGUCUAUAGUGUCAGACAGAACAGCAGUAGAUCAGUAGUAUAUAGUGUUAGACAGAACAGCAGUAGAUGAGUAGUCUAUAGUGACAGACAGAACAGAACAGCAGUAGAUCAGUAGUCUAUAGUGUUAGACAGAACAGCAGUAGAUCAGUAGUCUAUAGUGACAGACAGAACAGCAGUAGAUCAGUAGUCUAAAGUGUUAGACAGAACAUAACAGCAGUAGAUCAGUAGUCUAUAGUGUCAGACAGAACAGAACAGCAGUAGAUCAGUAGUCUAUAGUGUUAGACAGAACAGAACAGCAGUAGAUCAGUAGUCUAUAGUGUUAGACAGAACAGCAGUAGAUCAGUAGUCUAUAGUGUUAGACAGAACAGAACAGCAGUAGAUCAGUAGUCUAUAGUGUUAGACAGAACAGCAGUAGAUCAGUAGUCUAUAGUGUUAGACAGAACAGAACAGCAGUAGAUCAGUAGUCUAUAGUGUCAGACAGAACAGAACAGCAGUAGAUCAGUAGUCUAUAGUGUUAGACAGACAGAACAGCAGUAGAUCAGUAGUCUCUAGUGACAGACAGAACAGAACAGCAGUAGAUCAGUAGUCUAUAGUGUCAGACAAAACAGAACAGCAGUAGAUCAGUAGUCUAUAGUGUUAGACAGAACAGAACAGCAGUAGAUCAGUAGUCUAUAGUGUUAGACAGAACAGCAGUAGAUCAGUAGUCUCUAGUGUUAGACAGAACAGAACAGCAGUAGAUCAGUAGUCUAUAGUGUUAGACAGAACAGAACAGCAGUAGAUCAGUAGUCUAUAGUGUUAGACAGAACAGAACAGCAGUAGAUCAGUAGUCUAUAGUGUCAGAACAGAACAGCAGUAGAUCAGUAGUCUAUAGUGUCAGACAGAACAGCAGUAGAUCAGUAGUAUAUAGUGUCAGACAGAACAGAACAACAGUAGAUCAGUAGUCUAUAGUGUUAGACAGAACAGAACAGCAGUAGAUCAGUAGUCUAUAGUGUUAGACAGAACAGAACAGCAGUAGAUCAGUAGUCUAUAGUGUUAGACAGAACAGAACAGCAGUAGAUCAGUAGUCUAUAGUGUCAGACAGAACAGAACAGUAGUAGAUCAGUAGUCUAUAGUGUCAGACAGAACAGCAGUAGAUCAGUAGUAUAUAGUGUCAGACAGAACAGAACAGCAGUAGAUCAGUAGUCUAUAGUGUUAGACAGAACAGAACAGCAGUAGAUCAGUAGUCUAUAGUGACAGACAGAACAGAACAGCAGUAGAUCAGUAGUCUAUAGUGUUAGACAGAACAGCUGUAGAUAAGUAGUCUAUAGUGUUAGACAGAACAGCAGUAUAUCAGUAGUCUAUAGUGUCAGACAGAACAGAACAGCAGUAGAUCAGUAGUCUAUAGUGACAGACAGAACAGCAGUAGAUCAGUAGUCUAUAGUGACAGACAGAACAGCAGUAGAUCAGUAGUCUAUAGUGUUAGACAGAACAGAACAGCAGUAGAUCAGUAGUCUAUAGUGUCAGACAGAACAGAACAGCAGUAGAUCAGUAGUCUAUAGUGACAGACAGAACAGAACAGCAGUAGAUCAGUAGUCUAUAGUGUCAGACAGAACAGCAGUAGAUCAGUAGUCUAUAGUGUUAGACAGAACAGCAGUAGAUCAGUAGUCUAUAGUGUCAGACAGAACAGAACAGCAGUAGAUCAGUAGUCUAUAGUGUCAGACAGAACAGCAGUAGAUCAGUAGUCUAUAGUGUUAGACAGAACAGAACAGCAGUAGAUCAGUAGUCUAUAGUGUCAGACAGAACAGACAGCAGUAGAUCAGUAGUCGAUAGUGUCAGACAGAACAGAACAGCAGUAGAUCAGUAGUCUAUAGUGUUAGACAGAACAGAACAGCAGUAGAUCAGUAGUCUAUAGUGUUAGACAGAACAGAACAGCAGUAGAUCAGUAGUCUAUAGUGUUAGACAGAACAGAACAGCAGUAGAUCAGUAGUCUAUAGUGUCCGACAGAACAGAACAGUAGUAGAUCAGUAGUCUUUAGUGUUAGACAGAACAGAACAGCAGUAGAUCAGUAGUCUAUAGUGUUAGACAGAACAGAACAGCAGUAGAUCAGUAGUCUAUAGUGUUAGACAGAACAGAACAGCAGUAGAUCAGUAGUCUAUAGUGUCAGACAGAACAGAACAGCAGUAGAUCAGUAGUCUAUAGUGUCAGAACAGAACAGCAGUAGAUCAGUAGUCUAUAGUGUCAGACAGAACAGCAGUAGAUCAGUAGUAUAUAGUGACAGACAGAACAGAACAGCAGUAGAUCAGUAGUCUAUAGUGUCAGACAGAACAGAACAGCAGUAGAUCAGUAGUCUAUAGUGUUAGACAGAACAGAACAGCAGUAGAUCAGUAGUCUAUAGUGUCCGACAGAACAGAAUAGUAGUAGAUCAGUAGUCUCUAGUGUUAGACAGAACAGAACAGCAGUAGAUCAGUAGUCUAUAGUGUUAGACAGAACAGAACAGCAGUAGAUCAGUAGUCUAUAGUGUUAGACAGAACAGAACAGCAGUAGAUCAGUAGUCUAUAGUGUCAGACAGAACAGAACAGCAGUAGAUCAGUAGUCUAUAGUGUCAGAACAGAACAGCAGUAGAUCAGUAGUCUAUAGUGACAGAACAGAACAGCAGUAGAUCAGUAGUCUAUAGUGUCAGACAGAACAGCAGUAGAUCAGUAGUAUAUAGUGUCAGACAGAACAGAACAGCAGUAGAUCAGUAGUCUAUAGUGUUAGACAGAACAGAACAGCAGUAGAUCAGUAGUCUAUAGUGACAGACAGAACAGAACAGCAGUAGAUAAGUAGUCUAUAGUGUUAGACAGAACAGCAGUAGAUAAGUAGUCUAUAGUGUUAGACAGAACAGCAGUAUAUCAGUAGUCUAUAGUGUCAGACAGAACAGAACAGCAGUAGAUCAGUAGUCUAUAGUGACAGACAGAACAGCAGUAGAUCAGUAGUCUAUAGUGACAGACAGAACAGCAGUAGAUCAGUAGUCUAUAGUGUCAGACAGAACAGAACAGCAGAAGAUCAGUAGUCUAUAGUGUUAGACAGAACAGAACAGCAGUAGAUCAGUAGUCUAUAGUGUCAGACAGAACAGAACAGUAGUAGAUCAGUAGUCUAUAGUGUCAGAACAGAACAGCAGUAGAUCAGUAGUCUAUAGUGACUACUGAUCUACUGCUGUUCUGUUCUGUCUAACACUAUAGACUACUGAUCUACUGCUGUUCUGUUCUGUCUAACAUUAUAGACUACUGACCUACUACUGUUCUGUUCUGUCUUACACUAUAGACUACUGAUCUACUGCUGUUCCGUUCUGUCUAACAUUAUAGACUACUGACCUACUACUGUUCUGUUCUGUCUUACACUAUAGACUACUGAUCUACUGCUGUUCCGUUCUGUUUAACACUAUAGACUACUGAUCUACUGCUGUUCUGUCUAACAAUAUAGACUACUGAUAUACUGCUGUUCUGUCUAACACUAUAGACUACUGAUCUACUGCUGUUCUGUUCUGUCUGACACUAUAGACUACUGAUCUACUGCUGUUCUGUUCUGUCUAACACUAUAGACUACUGAUCUACUGCUGUUCUGUUCUGUCUAACACUAUAGACUACUGACCUACUACUGUUCUGUUCUGUCUUACACUAUAGACUACUGAUCUACUGCUGUUCCGUUCUGUCUAACACUAUAGACUACUGAUCUACUGCUGUUCUGUUCUGUCUAACACUAUAGACUACUGAUCUACUGCUGUUCUGUUCUGUCUAACACUAUAGACUACUGAUCUACUGCUGUUCUGUCUAACACUAUAGACUACUGAUCUACUGCUGUUCUGUCUAACACUAUAGACUACUGAUCUACUACUGUUCUGUUCUGUCUAACACUAUAGACUACUGAUCUACUGCUGUUCUGUUCUGUCUAACACUAUAGACUACUGAUCUACUGCUCUUCUGUUCUGUCUGACACUAUAGACUACUGAUCUACUGCUGUUCUGUCUGUCACUAUAGACUACUGAUCUACUGCUGUUCUGUCUGACACUAUAGACUGCUGAUCUACUGCUGUUCUGUCUGUCACUAUAGACUACUGAUCUACUGCUGUUCUGUCUGUCACUAUAGACUACUGAUCUACUGCUGUUCUGUCUGACACUAUAGACUACUGAUCUACUGCUGUUCUGUCUAACACUAUAGACUACUGAUCUACUGCUGUUCUGUCUAACACUAUAGACUACUGAUCUACUGCUGUUCUGUUCUGUCUGACACUAUAGACUACUGAUCUACUGCUGUUCUGUUCUGUCUAACACUAUAUACUACUGAUCUACUGCUGUUCUGUUCUGUUUAACACUAUAGACUACUGAUCUACUGCUGUUCUGUUCUGUCUAACACUAUAGACUACUGAUCUACUACUGUUCUGUUCUGUCUAACACUGUAGACUACUGAUCUACUGCUGUUCUGUUCUGUCUAACACUAUAGACUACUGAUCUACUGCUGUUCUGUUCUGUCUAACACUAUAGACUACUGAUCUACUGCUCUUCUGUUCUGUCUGACACUAUAGACUACUGAUCUACUGCUGUACUGUUCUGUCUAACACUAUAGACUACUGAUCUACUGCUGUUCUGUUCUGUCUAACACUAUAGACUACUGAUCUACUGCUGUUCUGUCUAACACUAUAGACUACUGAUCUACUGCUGUUCUGUUCUGUCUAAUACUAUAGACUACUGAUCUACUGCUGUUCUGUCUGUCACUAUAGACUACUGAUCUACUGCUGUUCUGUUCUGUCUGUCACUAUAGACUACUGAUCUACUGUUGUUCUGUCUAACACUAUAGACUACUGAUCUACUGAUGUUCUGUUCUGUCUAACACUAUAGACUACUGAUCUACUGCUGUUCUGUUCUCUCUGUCACUAUAGACUACGGAUCUACUGCUGUUCUGUUCUGUCUAACACUAUAGACUACUGAUCUACUGGUGUUCUGUUCUGUCUAAUACUAUAGACUACUGAUCUACUGGUGUUCUGUUCUGUCUAAUACUAUAGACUACUGAUCUACUGCUGUUCUGUCUAACACUAUAGACUACUGAUCUACUGCUGUUCUGUCUAACACUAUAGACUACUGAUCUACUGCUGUUCUGUUCUGUCUGACACUAUAGACUACUGAUCUACUGCUGUUCUGUUCUGUCUAACACUAUAGACUACUGAUCUACUGCUGUUCUGUUCUGUCUAACACUAUAGACUGCUGAUCUACUGCUGUUCUGUUCUGUCUAACACUAUAGACUACUGAUCUACUACUGUUCUGUUCUGUCUAACACUGUAGACUACUGAUCUACUGCUGUUCUGUUCUGUCUAACACUAUAGACUACUGAUCUACUGCUGUUCUGUUCUGUCUAACACUAUAGACUACUGAUCUACUGCUGUUCUGUUCUGUCUGACACUAUAGACUACUGAUCUACUGCUGUAUGUUCUGUCUAACACUAUAGACUACUGAUCUACUGCUGUUUGUUCUGUCUAACACUAUAGACUACUGAUUACUGCUGUUCUGUCUAACACUAUAGACUACUGAUCUAUUGCUGUUCUGUUCUGUCUAACACUAUAGACUACUGAUCUACUGCUGUUCUGUCUGUCACUAUAGACUACUGAUCUACUGCUGUUCUGUUCUGUCUGUCACUAUAGACUACUGAUAUACUGCUGUUCUGUCUAACACUAUAGACUACUGAUCUACUGAUGUUCUGUUCUGUCUAACACUACAGACUACUGGUCUACUGCUGUUCUGUUCUGUCUAACACUAUAGACUACUGAUCUACUGCUGUUCUGUCUGUCACUAUAGACUACUGAUCUACUGCUGUUCUGUUCUGUCUGUCACUAUAGACUACUGAUUACUGCUGUUCUGUCUAAAACUAUAGACUACUGAUCUACUGUUCUGUUCUGUCUAAACUAUAGACUACUGAUCUACUGCUGUUCUGUUCUGUCUAACACUAUAGACUACUGGAUCUACGCUGUUCUGUUCUGUCUAACAUAUAGACUGAUCUAUGCUGUUCUGUUCUGUCUGACAUAUAGACUACUGAUCUACUGCUGUACUGUUCUGUCUAACACUAUAGACUACUGAUCUACUGCUGUUCUGUUCUGUCUAACACUAUAGACUACUGAUCUACUGCUGUUCUGUCUAACACUAUAGACUACUGAUCUACUGCUGUUGUCUAACACUAUAGACUACUGAUCUACUGCUGUUCUGUUCUGUCUAACACUAUAGACUACGGAUCUACUGCUGUUCUGUCUAACACUAUAGACUACUGGUCUACUGCUGUUCUGUUCUGUCUAACACUAUAGACUACUGAUCUACUGCUGUUCUGUUCUGUCUAACACUAUAGACUACUGAUCUACUGCUGUUCUGUUCUGUCUGACACUAUAGACUACUGAUCUACUGCUGUACUGUUCUGUCUAACACUAUAGACUACUGAUCUACUGCUGUUCUGUUCUGUCUGUCACUAUAGACUACUGAUCUACUGCUGUUCUGUCUAACACUAUAGACUACUGAUCUACUGCUGUUCUGUUCUGUCUAACACUAUAGACUACUGAUCUACUGCUGUUCUGUUCUGUCUAACACUAUAGACUACUGAUCUACUGCUGUUCUGUUCUGUCUGACACUAUAGACUACUGAUCUACUGCUGUUCUGUCUGUCACUAUAGACUACUGAUCUACUGCUGUUCUGUUCUGUCUAACACUAUAGACUACUGAUCUACUGCUGUUCUGUCUAACACUAUAGACUACUGAUCUACUGCUGUUCUGUUCUGUCUAACACUAUAGACUACUGAUCUACUGCUGUUCUGUUCUGUCUAACACUAUAGACUACUGAUCUACUGCUGUUCUGUUCUCUCUAACACUAUAGACUACUGAUCUACUGCUGUUCUCUCUGACAGUAGAGACUACUAUCAAGACUGUUUUGGCUUGUUUAAAACACUGUGGGUUGUGCACCAAUUGUCUUUUUGUUCUAAAUCCCACCAGGAGAAAUCUAAAGGUGUAGUCCAGGCCCAAUCCCCAGCUCCUACUUUUGGUGGUUCCCAUGGCAAUGGCCCUGUCAAUCAAAACCACAAGGUACAGGUGGUCAGCCAGACCGGUAAAGAGGAAAAGAUACGGGAACUCAACGAACAGGUGGACUCUCUACAGAACGUCAUCCUGCAGGUGAAAUAAAGUAGAGUAUUCUUAAUCAUCCUUCUGGACCUACCACAGUAACAACAACAACAACAACAACAACAACAACUACUACUACUGCUACUACUACUACUACUACCACUACUGCUGCUACUACUACUACUAUUACUACUACUACUACUACUACUACUGCUGCUACUACUAGUACUACUACUACUACUACUACUACUACUACUGCUGCUAUUACUACUACUGCUAAAACUACUACUAUUACUACUACUACUACUACUGCUACAACUACUACUACUACUACUACUACUACUACUACUACUACUACUACUACUACUACUACUACUACCACUUCCUGCUUGCUACUACACUACUACUACCGCUACGUACUACUCUACUACUACUGUUACUUACUACUACUACCAACCUAUUGCUGCCUACUACUACUACUACUACUACUACUACUGCCUUGCCCUACUUACUACUUACUCCUAGUACUACUACUACUGACUCUGUAAUACUCACUUACUACUACUCCUACCCUACUAUACUCCUACUACUACUGCUACCACUUCUGCUGCUUACUACUACUACUGCGACUAACCUACUUACACUACUACUACUACUACUACUGGAUACUACUAUUACUACUGCUGCCUACUACUCUACUACUACUACUACUACUCCUGCUACCAAUAACUCUACUGCUGCUACUACUGCUACUACUGACUACUACUACUACUACUACUACUACUUACACUACUACUACUCCUACUACUACUACUACUGCUGCUACUACUACUACUUACUACCUGCUACCACUACUACUGCUACCACUACAACUUACCUGACUGCUACUACUUGCUUACUACUACUACUACUACUUACUUACUUACAUACUACUACUAGACUACUUGACUACUACUACGCACUACUACUUGCUACUACUAUUACACUACUAUCCUACUACUACUACUACUACUAAACUAACUACUACUACUACUACACUACUACUGCUACUACUACUACUACUACUACUACUACUACUACUACUACUUACACUACUGCUCUACUUACUACUACUAUACUACUACUACUACUACUACUACUGACUGCUACUACUACUACUACUCUACCUAUCUACUCUACUACUACUUACUACGCCUACUAUAUCUACUAUACUCACUACUUCUACUACUACUACUACUAUCUACUCUUACUUCAUUCUACUACUAUCUUACUACUAUCUCUCUAUCUACUAUCACUAUCACUACUCUAUAUCAAUUUUACUAUUUAUACUACCACUCUACUAUACACUAGCUACUAUCUCGAAUGCUGUACAGACACCUCACCUACUACUAACCCUAAACACUGUUUAUAAUGCAGGUGUAGCACACUACUGUAUGAUAAAACUUCUUCUCUCUUACUCUCUUCUUCUUCUUCUUCUCUUCUUCUUCUUUCUUCUUCUUCUUUCUUCUCUAUCUUCUUCUUCUUCUUCUUCUUCUUCUUCUUCUUCUCCUUCUUCUCAUGUUGACCCCAUGGGUAGGAGAUCGACCACGGCCUUGUAGCCUUCUGCCAGCAUAGCAUAGCAUCCAGGGGCCUUUAAUUCAUUGUUGACUCCUAAUGUUGACCCCAGGUGCAGGAGAUCCACCACAGCCUGGUAGCAUUCUGUUCAGAGCUGAAGAGAAUGGAUGGAGAGGUGGAUGCGUCGGGGCUGAGAUCCCCAGAGCUGGAGCAGCGCCUGGGGCUGGCUCUGGGACAGCUCAGGGACAAGAGACACAGUCUACAGAGCCUCAGAGAGACCACGAGAGACACAGACGCACACAGGAACAAGUAGGUUUAUAACAAAGACUACUGUUCCCAUAAUGCAAUGCACCAAGGAAAAUGUAACUUUGAUGUGAGACGCAUUGUGUCAUAUUGGUCUCUCAGACAGGGCUGGGUAUUGAUGGAAUUAAACAUAUUGAUGGGAAUUGAACUGUCGCCAUCAGGUUUCAGGCUUGCCUCUCCAACUAGGCUCCCUACCGCCCUAUUACGGACAAAAUAUUCAUAGUAGGUCUAGUAGGGAUGUUUGAGACAAGCAUUUGUGACCAUAACAAAUCACACUUUUGAUUUAGAGUUUUUAAAACUUUGGUCUCCGGUAUCCUAAACCUGUUUAAAAAAUAAAUAAAAAAAAUGUCCUAUAGCGUGUUAUAUGUUCCCAACCAAUUAAAAUUCUUACACCAUGUUCAGAGUGAGUCCAUACUCAUUAAAAGGGAAGUGUAUCAAUCAUAUUUAUGGUGACAUUCACAACACAUGGUGUGAAAAGCUACUCUGGUGGGAAAAAAGUGAAAGCAGUUAAAACAGCCCAUCUUAACACUUUCUCAUAUUUCAAAUCAACUUACUCACUCACUCACUCACUCACUCAUUCACUCACUCACUCACUCCCUCACUCACUCACUCACUCACUCACUCACUCACUCACUCACUCACUCACUCACUCACUCACUCACUCACUCACUCAUGCGUACAUACAGUGCUAUGAAAAGGUAUUUGCCCCCUUUCUAAUUUUCUCUACUUUUGCAUAUUUGUGAUACUGAAUGUUAUCAGAUCUUUAACCAAAACCUAAUAUGAGAUAAAGGGAACAUAAGUGAACAGAUAACACAACAAUUACAUAUUUAUUUCAUAAACAAAGUUAUGCAACACCCAAUUCCCCUGUGUGAAAAAGUAAUUGCCCCCUUACACUCAAUAACUGGUUGUGCCACCUUUAGCUGCAAUGACUCCAACCAAAUGCUUCCUGUAGUUGUUGAUCAGUCUCUCACGUCGCUGUGGAGGAAUUUUGGCCCAGUCUUCCAUGCAGAACUGCUUUAACUCAGUGACGUGUGGGUUUUCAAGCAUGAACUGCUCGUUUCGAGUCUUGCCACAACAUCUCAAUUGGGAUUAGGUCUGGACUUUGACUAGGCCAUUCCAAAACUUCCAAUUUGUUGCUUUUUAGCUAUUUUCAUGUAGACUUGAUUGUGUGUUUUGGAUCAUUGUCUUGCUGCAUGAUCCAGCUGCGCUUCAGCUUCAGCUCACAGACGGAUGGUCUGACAUUCUCCUGUAGAAUUCUCUGAUAGAGAGCAGAAUUCAUGGCUCCUUCUAUUAAGGCAAGUCGUCCAGGUCCUGAGGCAGAAAAUUCUACAGGAGAAUGUCAGACCAUUCAGUAUCACAAAUAUGCAAAAGUAGAGAAAAUUAGAAAGGGGGCAAAUACUUUUUCAUAGCACUGUAUUUGCUGCUUUUGCAAUCAUUUGUGCACCUGCACAGUAAGUGUGAAUGACUAGCCUGUUGUAGUUAUGUUAGCGCAACACCUAGUGACAUUUCUCAUAGCGUGGGGACCUCUUGGUGCAACAGUUAAGCUCUUGAACUGACAGCAGCAGGGAGCCGAGAUCUAGUGCCGUUUAGGGACUUCCCCUUAAAUACUGUUAUCCAUUUAUUCCCAUGAAGCUCAUCUCCUCCUGUGUCUGUGAUAUGUGAUUGUCUCCUUGUAACUACCUGGUAAACAUGAUUUCAUUUUGCUACUCCCUGUAACUACCUGGCAAAUAUUAUUUUACUUUCUUUCUCCAUGUAACUACCUGGUAAACAUUACUUUAUUUCUCCCUGUAACUACCUGGUAAACAUUACUUUAAUUCACUAUGUCGUCCAGGUGAUCAGAGGUGCUUUAUGACUUGUUAUAAGCAUGUACUGUAUGUCCUCAUUACAAGGCAUAUAAUACGUUAUGUCAUCUUAACCUUACAGGCGAUCAGAGGUUCGUCUUCUGGAUAAGAUGAAGCUGAACUGUCAGGUGUUUAAAGAAGAGAUCUCUCUGGUGCACCUCAACCGACAGGUAUCCCAUCUACAGAAAGCACUUCAGGACAGCCAAGACAAGGUACAUUUACCUGUGUGUUACUGUGUUAACUCAACCUUAAACCUCCCUGGUUCACCUCAACAGACAGCUAGCUCAUCGACAGGCAGCACUGCAGGACAGCCAAGACAAGGUAGUCCUAACCCCUGACCCCUGACCCCUGACCUCUAACCCUAACUCACCACCAGACUGCACUGCAGGACAGUCAAGACAAGGUAGUCCUAACCCCUGACCCUGACCUCUAACCCUAACUCACACCAGACUGCACUGCAGGACAGUCAAACAAGGUAGUCCUAACCCUGACCCCUGACCUCUAACCCUAACUCACCACCAGACUGCACUGCAGGACAGCCAAGACAAGGUAGUCCUAACCCCUGACCCCUGACCCCUGACCUCUAACCCUAACUCACCACCAGACUGCACUGCAGGACAGCCAAGACAAGGUAGUCCUAACCCCUGACCCCUGACCUCUAACCCUAACUGACCACCAGACUGCACUGCAGGACAGUCAAGACAAGGUAGUCCUGACCCCUGACCCCUGACCCCUGACCUCUAACCCUAACUCACCACCAGACUGCACUGCAGGACAGCCAAGACAAGGUGCCUUUGCUUUAUCUCUGUACUAGAGUAAAACUGUAGCGUCCAAGAUGUAAUGUAAUACGAGGUAAUGAAGAGAAGAGAUCACCACGUGAAGCGUAUGAAGGAAGCUACUUAAAUAGCCUGUACAUACUUAGAAAAAAGGGUUCCAAAAGGGUUCCAAAAGGGUUCCUCGGCAGUCCCCAUUAGGCAUCCCUUUUUGGUUCCAGGUGGAACCCUUUUUGGUUCCAGGUAGAACCCUUUUUGGUUCCAGGUAGAACCCUUUUUGGUUCCAGGUAGAACCCUUUUUGGUUCCAGGUAGAACCCUUUUGGGCUCCCUGUAAAAUGCUCUGUGGAAAGGCUUCUACAUGGAACCCAAAAGGGUUCUACCUGCAACCAAAAAGGGUUCUUCAAACGGGUUCUUCUAUGGGGACAGCUGAAGAACCCUUUUAGGUUCUAGAUAGCACUUUUUUUUUUGUAAGAGUGUAAGUCUGCCCAUUCAACGGCCCCUUCCUCACUGCCUCUCAACCCCCCACCUCUUUCCACCGUCUCACCCCCUCACCCCACCGUCCCCCUUUCCCCCCCGACAACCCCCCACCCAUGGCGUGUGAAUGCCUCGGAGCACUGGCUGCCGUCUUGCCGGACGGAGUCAUAGGUGAAACUCUAAGGCCUCUCCUCAGACAUGAGAGCCAGACAGGAUAUCUCUACGGAAACACAGCACAAGCCCCUUGAGAAACAGAGCGUAAUAUAUCCCAUAAUUCUCUGCAUCACCCUCUUACUCUGGCUCUGGUUUCCAUUGCUUUAGCAGGCCUAACCCUAACCCUUUCUUUAGCAGGCCUAACCCUAACCCUUUCUUUAGCAGGCCUAACCCUAACCCUUUAUUUAGCAGGCCUAACCCUAACCCUUUCUUUAGCAGGCCUAACCCUAACCCUUUCUUUAGCAGGCCUAACCCUAACCCUUUAUUUAGCAGGCCUAACCCUAACCCUUGCUUUAGCAGGCCUAACCCUAACCCUUUCUUUAGCAGGCCUAACCCUAACCCUUUCUUUAGCAGGCCUAACCCUAACCCUUUCGUUAGCAGGCCUAACCCUAACCCUUUAUUUAGCAGGCCUAACCCUAACCCUUGCUUUAGCAGGCCUAAACCUAACCCUUUCUUUAGCAGGGCCUAACCCUAACCCUUAUUUAGCAGGCCUAACCCUAACCCUUUUCUUUAGCAGGCCUAACCCUAACCCUUUCUUUAGCAGGCCUAACCCUAACCCUUGCUUAGCAGGCCUAAACCUAACCCUUUCUUUAGCAGGCCUAAACCCUAACCCUUUAUUUAGGCAGGCCUAACCUAACCCUUUCUUUACAGCCUAACCCUAACCCUUUCUUUAGCAGGCCUAACCCUAACCCUUUCUUUAGCAGGCCUAACCCUAACCCUUUCUUUAGCAGGCCUAACCCUAACCCUUUCUUUAGCAGGCCUAACCCUAACCCUUUCUUUAGCAGCCUAACCCUAACCCUUUCUUUAGCAGGCCUAACCCUAACCCUUUCUUUAGCAGGCCUAACCCUAACCCUUUCUUUAGCAGGCCUAACCCUAACCCUUUCUUUAGCAGGCCUAACCCUAACCCUUUAUUUAGCAGGCCUAACCCUAACCCUUUCUUUAGCAGGCCUAACCCUAACCCUUUCUUUAGCAGGCCUAACCCUAACCCUUUAUUUAGCAGGCCUAACCCUAACCCUUUCUUUAGCUGGACAUAUGCCAGACAUGAGCCCAAAGAAUUUUAAUUGUUUUCAAUUUCAGUGUGUUUGUCUAGAAGAGCUGGGGUAAAUCCCUUGGUAGCUGGACGGGAGACAUUACAGACACUAGACUAGAUACUGUACAGACACAUCUCAGACAUGAUCAACUGUGAAUUAGUGUUAUAUAACAAUAAUGGUACUUCUUUUUUUAACAAAAUCUUUAUAAAUGAAUUAGAAAACUGCAGCGAUUACAGCCUCGAGUCUUCUUGGGUAUGACGCUACAAGCUUUGCACACCUGUAUUUGGGGAGUUUCUCCCAUUCUUCUCUGCAGAUCCUCUCAAGCUCUGUCAAGUUGGAAGGAAGCUAUUUUCAGGUCUCUCCAGAGAUGUUCGAUCGGGUUCAAGUCUGGGCUCUGGCCUCACCUCAGAAAAACUCCAGGGGGAGGCGAGGGGGAGGAGAAGCGAUGGGGAGGGAAACGAGGGGGAGGGAAACGAGGGGGAGGGAAGCGAGGGGGAGGGAACGAGGGGGAGGGAAGCGAGGGGGAUGGAAGCGAGGGGGAGGAGAAGCGAGGGGGGAGGAAAGCGAUGGGAGGGAAACGAUGGGGGAGGGAAGCGAGGGGAAGGAAACGAGGGGGAGGGAAGCGAGGGGGAGGGAAUCGAGGAGUAGGGAAGCGAGGGGGGGGGAAGCGAGGAGGAGGGAAGCGAGGGGGAGGGAAGCAAGGGGGGGAGGGAAGCGAGGGGGAGGGAAGCGAGGGGGGGGGGGGAAGCGAGGAGGAGGGAGGGAAGCGAGGGGGAGGGAGUGUCAUUCUUUCCCUUAUAUUGUCUGUCUAAAGCUCUUCGAAAAUAGUUUCCACCAUCUGUUGUUUCUUCCCCCCUCUCCUUCCAUUUCUCCUACUUUCUGCCCCCUCUAUCCCUACCUCCCUCCUUUCCUGCGUCCCCCCCCCCCCCCUGUACUCUCCAGUUGUAUUGAUCCAGAUUGCACCCUUGGACUGAUACUCUCAAAUUGAUUAAAUAGUUCCUUAUUGUCUGUUAUCCAGAGAGAGGAGAGAGAGCUAACCAAACACACACACACCUGAAUCUAUUAGUUCCCAGGCUGCUCCCCCCCCCACCACCACCCUCCGGUCUGUGAACCUGACCCCGUCUCUGAUUAGGUCAUAUGAUAAACAUUAGCUCGGCCGCUUUUCCCACCAACUCACCACCUAAAAAGGCUCUGCUGCUCUGAGAGAGACUAGUCCCUGGUCUGGGCCUUGAAACCCCUGGGGCCACAGUAACAUUACAGGCCCCCUCCACAGUAACGUGACACGCCCCCUCCUGUUCAAAGCGAGAGCCGCGUGUGUCCUUUCAUAGCACCUCGUUAGCUGCUCCUCCCCCCGGGGAUAACAGGCAGAACGUUCAAAAAGAAAAACAGAAGAGAGAAAAAGGUUCUCCGACUCCUCUGGGGAUGGGGGGGGGGGGGGGGGGUGAGAGUUUUACACACCUAGCCCCGUUUCUCUCUCUCUCACUCUCUCUCUCUCCCUCUCUCCCCCUCCUCUCUCCCUCUCUCCCUCCUCUCUCCCUCUCUCUCUUCCACCUCUGUCCCUCUCUUCUAUCUCUCCCUCUCUCUCUCUCUCUCUCUCUCUCUCUCUCUCUCCCUCUCUCCCUUUCUCUCCAUCCUCUCUCUCUCCUUUCCCUCUCUCCCUCUCUCCUUCCUGUUCCUCCAGUGGCUUUGUCACCAGCAUUCCAUUGUUGGUAUGGUCACAGGCUCUCGGGUGUCACAGCUCUACAGAUCAGUGCGCGUGUGUGUGUGUGUGUGUGUGUGUGUGUGUGUGUGUGUGUGUGUGUGUGCUUACUUGCAGGUUCCUUCCAGACAAUGCAACACCAAUAAGAAAUACAGUUUUUUACAAUCACUUUGGCACUAAUUUCAGAACCUUGACGUAAUUAUUCAAAACUCUAGACACAAAACUCACAACCAAUGAUCAAAAUGCACAUUUUUCAAAACUCUAACACUUUUUUUCAAUUGCUUGGAUACAAUAGACAUAAAACUAAGAUCAUUUGUUCAUUUAACAAAAAUCACCUGUUCAAUAUGACACAACUUAACAUCAAAGUACUACUAUUUCAAAAGGCAAUUCACACAUUACAUUUCAGAUGAGUGUCUAUUCAUUUCAUUACAAUUAUCCAACUAUCAAUUGAUACAACUGCUCAAAAUGAUAAGUAACUGUUGCAUUACUCUUAAUGCAUAGUUGUAUGGAAACAGACAAACAAUAUUCCAUGUUUAGAUCAUGAAAGUUUCAAGAUAACGAGAUUCAUUGUCACCAAUUAGCGUGGAGCAUGAACCAAUUAGACUACAUUAUCUAUGGAUGUAAUAUUUCAUCAUCAUUCUUUAUCAGACACCGUUUCUAUGGUCCCAUGUACCACCUUUUCAGACUAUUUACAGUAUUGACAGUACUGCACUGUAUGGAUGCAGGCCCUUGUAAUUGCUUGUCCAAUUCUGCCAACUUGUUACUGAUGAUUGAGUUCACAUUAUGGAACGAGUAUAUAAAGAAUUGAUUGGGAUCCACUUGCAACAACAUAGCUUUACAUACUGUAACAUGGAGCCGGCAGGUGAUCCAGGUCACAAUAGAGGUGAAGCAGUGGUGGGAGGAAGACGAGGAAGACGUGUUGGUCAAAGGAAUGGUAGGGGACAAGCACCCCUUCUGAGAGGUGGUCGUGGGGCCUCGUUUGAGAGGUGUGGGGGAACGUGGUAGAGGACAAGGCCACGGACCAAGACAGCGGCAGCAACAGCAAAGAGUGUCCAAUGAAAUCCGAGCAAGCAUGGUUUCAGGCCCAUGCACAAUUUACCACCCUGUAUUUACCCCCCAUACUCUCCUUUCCUUAACCCGAUUGAGGAAUUUUUCUCCACAUGGAGAUGGAAGGUUUUAUGAUAGGCGCCCUCAUGAACAAGUCACUUUUCUCCAGGCCAUGGAUGACGCAUGCAAUGACAUCACGGCAGACAAGUGUCAGGCCUGGAUUCGCCAUGCCCGAAGGUUUUUUCCAAGAUGUUUGGCUAAUGAAAACAUCCAUUGUGAUGUAGAUGAGAACCUGUGGCCAAAUCCACAAGACAGAGUUGAUGAAAAUGUAGAAGUACAGUAAUCACUCCUAUGUUUUGCUUUUUACAGUACAAGCAAGCAAGUUGAGGAACACUGCAUUUGAUGUUUUACAGUACUGUAUCGUUUUUCAUCAACAUAUUUCAGAUUUUGUUCAAUGAUUCCACUGUGUCGGUAGUAUUCUCUCUACUACUGCAGUACUUUUACAGGGAUGAAUUUACAUGUAGUACCAUAAUGAAACAUGUAUCACCUAUUUUGUACUACAAUAUUUAAUGAUUGUACGAACAAUGACACAGUGAAACUAUCGGUUGCUUGUGUGUGGGUGAUCUAAAUUAACGUUUCAUUGGUAAAUUUGUUUUUUGAACCAAUGAUUGUGCAAGUGCAAGAUUUCUUUAAAGAUAUGAUGCCGUUGGGGGGGCCCUUUUUUUUGUUUUGGGGGGGUUGGGGGGUUUUGGGGGGUUUGGGGGAAAGGGGGUUUGGGGUUGUUGGGUUUUUUUUUUGGGGGGGGGGGGUUGGGUUUUGGGUGGGUGGGGGGGGGGGGUUUUUGGGUGGGGGUGGGGGUUUUGGGGGGGGGGGUUUUUUGGGGGGGGGUGGGGGGGUGGGGGGGGGGGCCCGGGGGGGGGGGGGGGGGGCAAAAGAAAAAGGGGAAAAUUUUCCAAAAAGGGGAAAAAAUUAAUAUUUAUGGGGGGCCCCCCAAAAAAGGGCAUUUUUUUUGGGGGUUUGGUUGGGGUUUGGGGGGGUUUUGGGGUGGUUGACCCAAGGUUUUUUGGGUUUGGUUAAAAAAAAAUUUUUUGUGUUGGGUUUGGGGGUGGAAAGUUGUGUGUGGGGCGUUUUUUUUGGGGUUUUUGUGAAGGGGGGGGUGUUUUGAUGUUUUUUUUGUUUUUUUUAAAAUUUUUUUUUUUUGUUAAUUUUUUUGUGUCGGUUUUUUUUUGGUUUUUUUUGGGGGGGUUUAAAUUUUGGGGGGGGAGUUUUUGUUUUUUUGGUGUGCCGUUUGGGGGUUUUGGGGGGGGGGGGGUUUAAAUUUUUUUUGGGGUUUGGUUUUUUGUGUUUGGGGCUUUUUUAAAAGUUGUUGGGGGGAUGUUUGUUGGAAUUUGUUGUGUGGUUUUGGUUUUUUGUGUUUUUUGUGAGUGGUUUGUUAGGGGUUGUUGUUCGGGGGCCCAAAAAAAAAAAAAAAUUUAAAAAAACCAUCAGUAAAAUACGGGAAGGAAAAAUUUUUAAGAAAAAUUUUUAACUUGGGGGAAGGGGGGGUUGGGGGGGAAGUUUUUAGGGGUUUUUGUGUGUUUUUGUGUGUUGUUUUUGUGUUUGGGUUUUUGGGGGGGUGUGUUUGGGUUGGGGGUUUGUUUUUUUUUUGGUUUGGGGGGUGUGUUGGUUUUUUUUUGUUGUUUUGGUUUGUGGUUGGGUUUUUGGGGGUGGGUGUGUUGUGGUUUUUUUUGUUGUGUUUUGGUGUUUUGGUGUGGGUGUGUGUUUUGUUUGUGGGUGUUUUUGUUGGGGUUUGUUUGGGGUUUUUUUUGGGGGGUUUUUUUGUUUGUUUUUCCCCCCCCUUUUUUUUCUUUGAUUUUUUUUUUUUUUUCUUUUUUUUGGGGCCCCCUUUUUUUUCCCCUUUUUUUUUUUUUUUUAAUUUUUUGGGUUUUUUGGGGGGGUGGGGGGUUGGGGGGUGGGGGGUUUUUUGGGGUUUUUUUUGGGGGGUUUGGGGUUUGGGGGUUUUUUUUUUUUUUUGGGGGGGGGGGUAUGGGGGGGGUUUUUUUUUUUGUUUGUUUGGGGGGGGGGUUUUUUGGGGGGGGGGGGGCCCCGGGGGGGGGUUUUUUGGGGGGGGGGGGGGUUUUUGGGGGGGGGUUUUGGUUGGGUUUUUGUUGGGGUUUGUUGUUGGGGGUUUUUUUUUGGGGGGGGGUUUUUUUUGGGUUUUUUUGUUUGUUGGGUUUUUUGUUUGGGGGGUUUUGUUUGUUUUUUUUGUUUGGUUGUUUUUGUUUUGUUUUGGGGGUUUUUGGGGGGUUUUUUUUUGGGGGUUUUGGGGUUUGGGGGUUUGGGGUUUUGGGGUUUUUUUUUUGUGGGUUGGGUUUUUUUUGUUUUGGGGGUUUUUUUUUGUGUUUUUUUUUGGGUUUUUUUUGGGGUUUUUUUUUUGUUAAAAAAAAGGGGUUGGUUUUUUGGGGUUUUUUUUGUUGGGGUUUUUUUUUUUGGGGUUUUUUGGGGAAGGGGGAUUGGGGGUUUUUUUGGGUUUUUGUUGGGGGUUUUUUGGGGGUUUUUUUGGGGGUUUUUUUGGUUUUGGUUUUUUUUGUUGGGGGUUUUUUUUUUUUUUUUUUUUGUUUUAGGUGGGGGGGGGGGGGGGGGGGGGGGGGGGGGGGGUUUUGUGUGGGGUUUUGUUUUGUUGGGUUUUUUUUGUAUUUAGCAUGAUAAGACCCUUGUAUUUUCAUGAUAAGAGCCUGUAUUAGUCAUGAUGAAAGAGCCUUGUAUUAGUCAUGAUGAAAGAGCCUUGUAUUUAGUCAUGAUGAAAGAGCCUUGUAUUUAGUCAUGAUGAAAGAGCCUUUUUUGUUCAUUUAGUCAUGAUGAAAGAGCCUUGUAUUAGUCAUGAUGAAAGAGCCUUGUAUUUAGUCAUGAUGAAAGAGCCUUGUAUUUAGUCAUGAUGAAAGUAGCCUGUAUUUAGUCAUGAUGAAAGAGCCUUGUAUUAGUCAUGAUGAAAGAGCCUUGUAUUUAGUCAUGAUGAAAGAGCCUUGUCUUUAGUCAUGAUGAAAGAGCCUUGUAUUUAGUCAUGAUGAAAGAGCCUUGAUUUAGUCAUGAUGAAAGAGCCUUGUAUUUAGUCAUGAUGAAAGAGCCUUGUAUUUAGUCAUAAUGAAAGAGCCUUGUAUUUAGUCAUGAUGAAAGAGCCUUGUAUUAGUCAUGAUGAAAGAGCCUUGUAUUUAGCUAUUAAAGAGCUUGUAUUGAGUCAUGAUGAAAGAGCCUUGUAUUUAAUCAUGAUGAAAGAGCCUUGUAUUUAGUCAUGAUGAAAGAGCCUUGUAUUUAGUCAUGAUGAAAGAGCCUUGUAUUUAGUCAUGAUGAAAGAGCCUUGUAUUUAGUCAUGAUGAAAGAGCCUUGUAUUUAGUCAUGAUGAAAGAGCCUUGUAUUUAGUCAUGAUGAAAGAGCCUUGUAUUUAGUCAUAAUGAAAGAGCCUUGUAUCUAGUCAUAAUGAAAGAGCCUUGUAUUUAGUCAUAAUGAAGGUGAAGCUACAGUAUUUAUUUAGUGGAAACACAAAGGGAUGUGAAUGAAUGAAUGAAGAACAUCUCUCUCAGAGAUUACUGCUUGGCAACACGGGUCAUUUACUCUGAUAAUGAGAGGAUUGUGUUACCUGCUAGUGUUGUCUGGUGGUACAUGUUAGAUAUAUCACCUCAGAUAAAAAAGCUGUGGUUAAAGAUUAGUGGACAGACAGACAGACAGAGAGACAGACAGACAGACAGACAGACAGACGGACAGACGGACAGACGAGCAGACAGACAGACAGACAGACAGACAGACAGACAGACAGACAGACAGACAGACAGACAGACAGACAGACAGACAGACAGACAGACAGACAGACAGACAGACAGACAGACAGCAGAGUUUAUGUGUGUGUGUGUGUGUGUCUGUCUGUGUGUCUGUCUGUCUGUCUGUCUGUCCUUCUGUCUGUCUGUCUGUACUUUCACAUUGUAUGUGUAUGUUUGUGUUCUGUAUUUCCAGGAGAGAGCCCUGCAGUCCCAGUCCCAGUCCCAGAGGAAGUGUUCUACCCUGGGCCAACUUGUCUCUCCCAAGUGUCCAGCCAUGGUACUGGCAGUCCAGGAGAGCCGUGGGGAGGAUGGGCGAUAUGGAUUCUCCUGCCGCCUCUCACAGGACAGUGGACUGGUGGUGAUACAGGUGGACAACUCCCAGUCACCCCUCUGUCUGGGAGACAGGUAAAUACCCUGUAUUACACUGUACAGUAUACCUUAGAUGACAACAUAGAAAUGGACUGUAUAGAGCAGGUCACCUUAGUUGACAACAUAGAAAUGGACUGUAUAGAGCAGGUCACCUUAGUUGACAACAUAGAAAUGGACUGUAUAGAGCAGGUCACCUUAGUUGACAACAUAGAAAUGGACUGUAUAGAGCAGGUGGUCACCUUAGAUGACACACAUAGAACAUGGACUGUAUAGAGCAGGUCACCUUAGUUUGACAAACAUUAAGAACUGGACUGUAUAGAGCAGGUCACCUUAGAUGACAACAUAGGGAUGGACUGUAUAGAGCAGGUCACCUUAGAUGACAACACAUCCAGUUUGGGAGUAGUGUUGGGAAGUGUUUGGUAUCUCAGAUCUCAUCUUCCUCCACUGACUUACUUUCCCCUCCUCCUCCCCGUAACUAUGGAAACCUUUGACAGACAGGGCCCAUAACAGGAAACCACUGUAAUGUAGAACUAAACUAUGGGAUGUUUAAGCCGAAUGGAGGACAAUAUCAAUACAAGAAUAACAUGCAGUCAUGCAAUUAGUUAGGCUUAUUGUUUUCUUACUAGGGUGACACACACACACACACACACAACAUAUACACACACCACACACACACACACACACACACACACACCACACCACACACAUACAUAUACACACACACACCACACACAACAUACAACACACAACACACACACACACACACUACAUAACACACACACACACACAACACACACGACACACACACACAAACACACACACACACACACACACACCCACAUACACACACACACACCACACACACAACACACACACACAAUACACUAUACACACACAACACACCACACACACACACCACAAACUUAACACCACACACACACACCACACACACACCAACAUACCACACACACACACACAACACAUACAUCACACACACACACCCACACAACACCACACACACACACACACACCACACACAACACACACACACCCACACACACACACACUACCACACACACCACCCACACACACACACAUAUUUAUAACACACCACACACACACACACACACAACACACAUGUCCCUACCACAUCAUACACGCAGCUCCCACAUUUACACCCCACCCUGAUAGCAUAAACAACCCAGACCCUCACACAGCACGAACACCCACACACACACACAACACACACACACAGCUCAUCUCUCCUGAUGUAUGAGAAGCAGCUCUUCACUUUGAACUGAUGCUUGAGUCGCUAAGACGACAGCAUUUCUGCAAGACGUGAUGACACCACAGAUGCCACAAGAAAGCCAAGUGAACUCUUUGAAGAUUACUGCGUGUUCAGCCGCUGAGCACAGCAUUUUCUGCCAAUUAUCUUUUCACAGUCAAAAUAUAAAGCCUCUCUUGUUUCCUCCCUCCUUUUCUAUUAUUUUUUUUUAAUACAGUCUAUAAAUAAAAGUUAAUGAAGGGAAUAUUUAAUGACCUGGGAAUUCUGUGUUUAAACUGAUGUUAUUAAUGUUUCACAACUCUUUAAUUAGUUUUAAUACUAAAUUCUUUUGAUAUUUCUUGUGCCGUGUCUGAUUACUAUUGACGGGGUAGGUCCUGGUCCUGCCCAUACCUGUAUUUAGAGCUCUGCCAGUUCCCUAUAGUGAGAAUGAGAGUAGAGUGCCAGUUACAGAGAGAUUUGGAUUGAUUUGGCAAAGUAACUUCAGUCAUCUAACCAGCCUCUUUUACCUGUUGUUUAAAACCUGGCCUGACCAUGACUUAAAACCUGGCCUGACCAUGACUAAAAACCUGGCCUGACCAUGACUAAAAACCUGGCCUGACCAUGACUAAAAACCUGUCCUGACCAUGACUAAAAACCUGGCCUGAAUUGACUAAAAACCUGUCCUGACCAUGACUAAAAACCUGGCCUGACCAUGACUUAAAACCUGGCCUGACCAUGACUUAAAACCUGGCCUGACCAUGACUUAAAACCUGGCCUGACCAUGACUAAAAACCUGGCCUACCAUGACUAAAAACCUGUCCUGACCAUGACUAAAAACCUGGCCUGAAUUGACUAAAACCUUCCUGACCAUGACUAAAAACCUGGCCUGACCAUGACUAAAAACCUGUCCUGACCAUGACUUAAAACCUGGCCUGACCAUGACUAAAAACCUGUACUGGCCAUGACUAAAACCUGUCCUGACCAUGACUAAAACCUGGCCUGACCAAGACUAAAAACCUGGCCUGAAUUUAUUAAACCUGUCCUGACCAUGACUAAAAACCUGUCCUGACCAUGACUAAAACCCUGGCCUGACCAUGACUAAAACCUGGCCUGACCAUGACUAAAAACCUGUCCUGACCAUGACUAAAAGGACCAUGUUUAGGCACUGCUGCUGACAGUGAGGGAGAGCCAGGUGCUGCCGACAGUGAGGGUGAGCCAGGUGCUGCUGACAGUGAGGGUGAGCCAGGUGCUGCCGACAGUGAGGGAGAGCCAGGUGCUGCCGACAGUGAGGGUGAGCCAGGUGCUGCAGACAGUGAGGGUGAGCCAGGUGCUGCUGACAGUGAGGGUGAGCCAGGUGCUGCCGACAGUGAGGGUGAGCCAGGUGCUGCCGACAGUGAGGGUGAGCCAGGUGCUGCUGACAGUGAGGGUGAGCCAGGUGCUGCCGACAGUGAGGGAGAGCCAGGUGCUGCUGACAGUGAGGGUGAGCCAGGUGCUGCCGACAGUGAGGGAGAGCCAGGUGCUUGUGGUUACAGGUUGUCAUAACAGAUGGUAAAUUGCAAUACAGUAAUACACUUGAUGUAGAGGGAGUUGUUUCUGUGCCAGCUGUGUGUAAGGCCCAACCUGUGGUAUAAUCUCCUCUAGAUUGGUGGAGGUGAACGGGGUACCAGUGGUGGGCUACAGUGAAGACGAGUUGAGCACCCUACUCCUCCUGGACCCAGUGCUCAGAUAGUGGUUCUGAGGAGACCUCCUCUUCCUUCCAGCCCAAGACCCAGAAGACCCCCUCCUGUUAGUCCCACCCCCAGCUCCUCCUCCUCCCAGCCCCAGAAGACCCCUCCUGUUGUCCCACCCCCAGCUCCUCCUCCCAGCCCCGAAGACCCCCUCCUGUUAGUCCCACCCCCAGCUCCUCCUCCCAGACCCAGAAGACCCCCUCCUGUUAGUCCCACCCCCAGCUCCUCCUCCCAGCCCCAGAAGACCCCCUCCUGUUAGUCCCACCCCCAGCUCCUCCUCCCAGACCCAGAAGACCCCCUCCUGUUAGUCCCACCCCCAGCUCCUCCUCCCAGACCCAGAAGACCCCCUCCUGUUAGUCCCACCCCCAGCUCCUCCUCCCAGACCCAGAAGACCCCCUCCUGUUAGUCCCACCCCAGCUCCUCCUCCCAGCCCCAGAAGACCCCCUCCUGUUAGUCCCACCCCAGCUCCUCUCCUCCCGCCCCAGAAGACCCCUCCUGUUAGUCCCACCCCCAGCUCCUCCUCCCAGCCCCAGAAGACCCCCUCCUGUUAGUCCCACCCCCAGCUCCUCCUCCCAGCCCCAGAAGACCCCCUCCUGUUAGUCCCACCCCCAGCUCCUCCUCCCAGCCCCAGAAGAACCCCUCCUGUUAGUCCCACCCCCAGCUCCUCCUCCCGCCCCAGAAGACCCCCUCCUGUUAUCCCACCCCCACUCUUCCUCCCUGGAGCAGCAUCCACCACUGGACCACCCCAUGGACCACCAGGCUGAAUCCAUCCAUACCACCUCUGCUGAGACUGAGCCCAUCCACUCUACCUAG